Messenger RNA from Cryptomeria japonica (Japanese cedar), 1554 nucleotides. RefSeq names its product gamma-tocopherol methyltransferase, chloroplastic. Gene Ontology annotation, molecular function: S-adenosylmethionine-dependent methyltransferase activity. The coding region runs from base 257 to 1270 and encodes 337 amino acids. The transcript has 7 exons. Lineage: Eukaryota; Viridiplantae; Streptophyta; Pinopsida; Cupressales; Cupressaceae. The record is from RefSeq and is a predicted model, not a curated record. Gene Ontology annotation, biological process: methylation.
UCUAUUGUCUAGUGUGGAACACAUGAGGCACUCAAAUCCAAUACCUCCCAUGUAAGAAGCUCAUCCCCAAUCGACAGACUUAAUUAAAUACACAGCCAUUAGAACAUGAGAUUAACUAGAUCCCUUCCCCAAAUCCAAAUCUUUAAAAACCAUAAUUACCUAGGUUAUAUAGCUACCUAGAACCCUAGAUUUCAGUUCAUAGAAACCUAAAGUGAGGUUAAGAUGACGUCUAGGAGUAGAGUUUAGUUGUGCAGCCAUGGCAUUGCCGGCUAUAAACACGGCACUAUUCUCGCCUUCUCGGCUUCCAAAGCAAUCCAUUGGGGUUGGGCAGGCAAGCAGAAUAAAAAUGAUCACCGGUUCGAAUCCCAGGAGAGAGAUUCGGUGCCGCAGUGGCGCAGAGCUGAGAGAAGGGAUCGCUGAAUUCUAUGACGCGUCUUCAGGCGUUUGGGAAGACAUCUGGGGAGAACAUAUGCACCAUGGCUUCUAUCCAUUAAACAAUCAAACUCCCAAUCAACCAAAUGUCGAUCACAGGGCUGCUCAGAUCACCAUGAUCGAAAAAGCCCUUUCAUUUGCCGGCCUUUCUGAGAAGGAAUCGGAGAGGCCAAGUAGUGUUGUGGAUGUUGGAUGUGGUAUUGGAGGGAGCUCAAGGUAUUUGGCAACCAAGUAUAGAGCAAAUGUAAAGGGCAUCACUCUCAGUCCCCUCCAAGCCGCCAGAGCUACUGCUCUCACUCUUGCUGCAGGCCUUGGAGAUAGGGUUGAUUUCCAAGUUGCUGAUGCAUUGAACCAGCCUUUUCCAGAUGGACAGUUUGAUCUGGUGUGGUCAAUGGAGAGUGGAGAACACAUGCCAGAUAAAGAAAAGUUUAUGAGGGAGCUGGUCCGUGUAGCAGCGCCUGGUGGAUCCAUUAUAAUAGUGACAUGGUGUCACAGAGAUCUCUCACCCGAUGAAGUCUCUCUCAAACCAAACGAACAGGAAUUAUUAGACAAGAUCUGUAGUGCAUUUUAUCUUCCAGCCUGGUGUUCUGGGGCAGAUUAUGUGAAACUUGCACAAGCUUGCUCACUAGAGGAUAUUAAGGCAGCAGACUGGUCAGAAAAUGUAGCUCCCUUUUGGCCAGCAGUGAUUAGCUCAGCCCUAAGCUGGAGAGGAGUUAUGGGUCUCUUUAAAUCUGGGUGGAAGACAAUUAAGGGGGCACUUGCAAUGAACCUUAUGGUGAAAGGCUACCAGCAAGGACUCAUAAAGUUUACAAUUAUUACUGCCCGCAAAUCAACAUGAUGGAAUUAAAAAAAACAAAAAUAUUGUUUGAAAAGAAAGAAAGAUUGUCAUAAAGACAAAGGUGAUGAAGAUGCAGCCAUUGAGCUAGCCUGUCAACAUUGCUUUCUUGGAUGGGAUUAAUAUCAAUCUGAUUGAAAAUGAAAUAAGAUCUAAAUUAUUUUCUCGGAUGAGAUUAAUAUCAAUCUGAUUGAAAAUGAAAUAAAUCUAAACUGCUCUCUUGAAUGAGAUUAAUUAUAAUAUCAAUCCUUUGAAAAUGAAAUAAAAUUUAAAUUGUUCUUUUUGAA